Aspergillus pseudotamarii is the source of this 1912-nucleotide messenger RNA. RefSeq names its product polysaccharide lyase family 1 protein. The record is from RefSeq and is a predicted model, not a curated record. The transcript has 2 exons. Lineage: Eukaryota; Fungi; Ascomycota; Eurotiomycetes; Eurotiales; Aspergillaceae. Gene Ontology annotation, molecular function: pectate lyase activity. Bases 611 to 1756 code for a protein of 381 amino acids.
UCUGCGUCGUCCGGCGGUCCGAGACAAACUUUUAGACUCCCGAACUAAGAAAGCCGAAGUGGCAAUCAUGAAACACCAUUAAUGACCCUUAGCUCCUCCACCACCAAAUAGCUUCAACAGCCAUUAUUGGCCGCCUUGGUCGGCGUAUUUCAGAACCUCUAUUCAGGGGAACAUGGUUAAGCAUCAGCUGGAGUUCGUGCCUUACACUUCGCCCGCCAAUAAUCCUACCGGCUUCCGACCCAGUCUGUAACGGGUUGAUAAAGGAGUGGAGCUUUGAUACCUCGGAUGGGCAGAAUGGAUCUCUCCAUAUAAGAUUACUCAGGCGUUCUUGCCCCAGCAGACUGGGACAAGGUUUUACUUUGCAGCACCGGCCUGGCGUUUGUCGGACGUUUCAUGAUCAGCCUCCACUUAGUCCCAUUCUAGAACCUAAUAUGCUCAAAAGGGUGCUUGCUGCCUUUCACAGCGCCACCGAGCAAAAUUGAGCUCCUACUCCGAGUACAUAUAAGGCUGGGAACCUUCGCUCUGUUGGUCCAGAGUAUCAAUCCAUCCCUUCUUUGUACCAUUUACUUUUUCAGUCCUUCUUUUCUUUUCAUUUGUCUUUCUUUCAAACAUGAAGUACGCGUCUUUCAUCGCCGCUGCUGCGGCUGCGCUCGCCAGCGCCGUUAGCGCCGCCGGCGUUUCUGGUGCUGCUGAGGGUUUCGCCAAGGGCGUCACUGGUGGUGGCAGCGCUACCCCAGUUUACCCUUCCACCACCGAUGAGCUGGUCUCAUACCUUGGUGACAGCCAGGCGCGUGUUAUCAUCCUCACCAAGACCUUUGACUUCACCAACACCGAGGGCACCGAAACUAGCAAGGGCUGCGCUCCCUGGGGUACUGCCUCCGGCUGCCAGCUUGCCAUCAACAAGGACAACUGGUGUAACAACUACGAACCCAACGCUCCUACUGUGAGCAGCAUCACCUACAGCAAGGCUGGUGUUCUUGGUAUCACCGUCAACUCCAACAAGUCGAUUGUCGGCCAGGGUAGUGCUGGUGUCAUCAAGGGUCGUGGUCUCCGUAUCGUCAGCGGCGCUAAGAACGUUAUCAUCCAGAACAUUGCUAUCACCGACAUCAACCCCCAGUACGUCUGGGGUGGUGAUGCCAUCACUCUGAACGAGGCCGACCUUGUCUGGAUCGACCACGUUACCACUGCCCGUAUCGCCCGUCAGCACAUCGUCCUCGGCACCCAGGCUGACAACCGUGUCACCAUCUCCAACUCCCUCAUCGACGGUCGCACCGACUACUCCGCUACCUGCAACGGCUACCACUACUGGGGUGUCUACCUUGACGGUUCCAACGACAUGGUCACCAUGAAGGGCAACUACUUCUACCACACCUCCGGCCGUAUGCCCAAGGUCCAGGGCAACACCCUUCUCCAUGCCGUCAACAACUACUUCCACGACGUUAAGGGCCACGCUUUCGAGAUCGGCUCCGGUGGCUACGUCCUCGCCGAGGGUAACGCUUUCCAGAACGUCGAUGCCCCCGUUGAGUCCCCCAUCAGCGGACAGCUCUUCAGCGCCCCUGAUGCCACCACCAAUGAGCAGUGCAAGUCCGUUUUCGGCCGUGCUUGCCAGAUCAACGCGUUCGGCAGCUCUGGUUCCUUCAGCCAGGCUGAUACCGCCGUCAUUUCUAAGUUCUCUGGCAAGAACAUCGCUGGUGCUCACCUUGCUCAGAACAUCCCCAGGUGGGUCAUGGCCAACGCCGGCCAGGGCAAGCUCUAAAUCAUCGAUUAAGAGAUCUCUAUUUGAAGAGUGCGUGUGGGUGAGAAUGUCGAAGGUCUUGGGGACGAUAAUUAUUCUUCGUGUAUCUACUUCUUUAUAAUACUUUAGCAGGCUACAAUAUUAUUAAUUUAGCUUGAAUCGUUGUGUUGGUUUAAA